Molecule: messenger RNA, 1029 nt
Organism: Hemisphaericaspora subhashii
Lineage: Eukaryota; Fungi; Ascomycota; Pichiomycetes; Serinales; Debaryomycetaceae
Exons: 1
Coding region: 1-1029 (342 amino acids)
Source: RefSeq, a predicted model, not a curated record
AUGGUGAAAGUAACACCACUAUCAUUACAAACUGCUAUAAACAAUAUAAUUUUCAUUGCCCCCGAAUUAUCAUUCCUACGUUUUUUCAGCAUCCUAAUCGAAUUCUAUGCAGCAUGUUUCAUAUUCUUAUAUAAAACCAUCAAAAUCACAUUCAUGAACUUCCUAAAAAAUUUCUCAAACUCCGUCAAUAAAUUCGGUUCUUCAUAUUUACUGAUCUAUAACUCACAUGGAAAGGAUUUUAUGGCUGAUGUUUGGGUGGGCUGUAAAGCAACCACCAUAAUUUGUGGUCUAAUUUGGUUCUUUCAUUAUUAUUCCCCUAAUGAAUCAAAACAACACUAUGCAUAUCUCCUAGCUACUUCAAGUUCCCUAGUUGGGCAUUUGACUUGUGCAAUUUAUCAAAUCAAACAUUUUGUUAUUUUGUUCAAUUCUUCACGGGUUACGUUUGAUAGGAAUCGAAUUAGAUUGAUCCAUGAUUCUAGAAUUAAGAUCAUUGAUGAUCCAAUCCCAAGUGUUUUGAGAAAUGAAACGACAUUUAUGUUAGUAACAUCUGGAUUAAUAUUAACAUCUCCUGGAAAUUCAUUCAAAUUGUUAUAUGUUCUGUUGCAUUCUUUGUUGGGGUUGUUAGGUUUAAUCAAAGUUGAAUCUGGGAUGUUGAUCAAAAGUUCAAUUGGUAAACCAUCCUGGUCGUUUAGUAGAUUUUCAAUCAAGAAUAAGUUGCUAUUCUUAAGUACAUUCUUGGAAAACAUAGUUAUGAUCAGGUUCUGGUAUGAAGCUUUUAAAUACGGGUCCAUUGAAAGGAUAAUUUUAUUCACUUCAUAUUAUUUAUUGAAAUGGGAACAUCUGACAACUGCAAAAGCAAUAGUAAGAUGGAUAUUUAGUACGUUUGCUGGUUUACAUAAACGACUUACCAAGAGCAAAAAGGAUAAACGCCUGUUUUCAACAGUUGCAAAUAACCACCAUCAUUUCAUUCCGGAAGAUACUUUGAAAAUCGAUUUCGAUAAUUUUAGUAUUAUUAGCGAUCUACAUUAA